Molecule: messenger RNA, 1161 nt
Organism: Sciurus carolinensis (gray squirrel)
Lineage: Eukaryota; Metazoa; Chordata; Mammalia; Rodentia; Sciuridae
Gene: Kcnk18
Product: potassium two pore domain channel subfamily K member 18
Exons: 3
Coding region: 1-1161 (386 amino acids)
Biological process (GO): stabilization of membrane potential; potassium ion transmembrane transport
Cellular component (GO): membrane
Molecular function (GO): potassium ion leak channel activity
Source: RefSeq, a predicted model, not a curated record
AUGGAGGCCAGGGGGCCGCCCCAGGCCAGGGGGUGCUGCCCGGAGGCCAUGGGAAAGCUCUUCCCUGGCCUAUGCUUCUUCUGCUGCCUGGUGACCUACGCGCUGGUAGGUGCUGUGCUCUUCUCUGCCAUUGAGGGCAGCCGGGUCCUGAGGCCAGAAGAUGAUGUGGUGUUCAAGGACUUCCUGCACAAGCUGUGUGGCAUCCUGGAAUGCAAUGGGACAGUUGUGGAAGGCAAGAAGCAGGACCUGCGGAAACACCUGCAGAGCAUGAAUCCCGAGUGGCUGCAUCUGCCGGAAGACUGGACCUUCCUCAGCGCGCUCUUCUUCUGCUGCACGGUAUUCAGCACCGUGGGGUAUGGCCACCUCUACCCGGUCACCAAGCCUGGCAAGUACCUGUGCAUGCUCUAUGCUCUCUUUGGGAUCCCGCUGAUGUUCCUGGUUCUCACGGACAUAGGUGACAUCCUGGCCACCAUCUUCUCCGAGUCCUACAAUCAGUUCCGAAAACUCCCUUUGCUCCCUGGCGCCCCCUCUGAGGGGUGCCCUGGGCUGCGCUGCAGGAGGAAGCCUCAGGCCGAGCCCCCGGAGGCCGCCCGGACCAUCCCUCAGAUCGUCAUCAGCACUGAGGAGCCCCAGGGCCCCAAGCCCGGCAAGCGCCCCUCAGUCCCAGGCAGAGCCUCGGAGCUGUUGGAGAGGCUCCUGUCCCCACAGGAGAAACAGAGCCUGCAGGCCCCGGGCCCCGGGGCCAUGGAGAGGAGCAACUCGUGCCCGGAGCUGGCGCUGGGGCGGCUGUCUGCCUCCAUCCUCAGCAACCUGGACCAGGUGGGGCGGCCGGUGGAGAGGCUGGACGUGCCCCUGGCUGCCAUUGCCCUGGUGGUCCUGGCCUACAUUUCCUGUGCCGCCGCCCUCAUCCCCAUCUGGGAGACCAAGCUGAACUUCGAGAGCGCCUUCUACUUCUGCUUCAUCACCCUGACCACCAUCGGCUUUGGGGACACCCGGUUAGAGCACCCCGCCUUCUUCCUGUUCUUCUCCCUGUACCUCAUCAUCGGCAUGGAGCUGGUCUGCAUCGCCUUCAAGCUGCUGCAAGCCAGGCUCCUGCGCGGCUGUGCGGACCUCAUGCUCUUCCUGGCCCAGGGCAAGCUCUGCCGCCUCGUGCGAGAGUGA